AUGGCAGGUCCCCUGUGGCGGGCCGCAGCGUUUGUGCAGAGACACAGGACAGGCCUGGUGGUGGGUUCCUGUGCAGGCCUAUUUGGGGCCCAGAUCUCAUACCACGUCCUCCCAGAUCCUGUGAUCCAAUGGCUAUACCAGUACUGGCCUCAGGGCCAGCCAGCCCCACUCUCCCCAGAGCUGCAGAGGCUCUUCCAAGAGGUGCUACAGGACAUUGGUGUCCCCGCAGGCCAUAGCUAUGAGGCUUUCACCACCUUCACCUUCCAGCCUGUGAGUGCUGGCUUCCCGAGACUCCCCGCCGGGGCGGUAGUGGGCAUCCCAGCCAGCUUCCUGGGUGGCUCAUUGACCAACACUGAUCAUCCAGUGGUUGUACAUGGGCAAAGAGUGAACUGGCAGAGCCCAGCAGGUGCCCGGCUGAGAGAUGCCCUGACCCUGUCCCGCGACGCCCAGAAGUUUGCCUUGGCCAAGGAAGUGGUGUACCUGGAGAGCAGUGCAGCCGCCCUACAGGCUCUGCCGGCCCCAGCUUGCCUGGCAGGAACGUGGGCACUGGGCGUGGGUGCCAAGCAUGCACUGGGGCUCUAUGGGGGCCCCAUGAACAUACGGGCUGCCUUCAACCUGGUGGCAGCGGUGGUGGGCUUUGUGGCCUAUGCCUUCUCCACAGACUCUGUCACUCAUGCCCUGGAAGCCUGGCUGGACCGCCACACGGCCUCCCUGUCUGCAGCCUAUGCCCGGGGUGGAGUGGAGUUCUAUGAGAAGGUUUUAUCCGGCAACGUAGCCCUGCGCAGCCUCUUGGGCACACACGGAGCGAAGCUGUAUACGCCUAGUGGGAACAUCGUUCCCAGACACUGGUUCCGCAUCAAACAUUUACCCUUCACGACCCGCCGGGAUUCUGUGCUGCAGAUGUGGAGGGCCACGCUCAACUCGGGCCGCUCCUGA
Messenger RNA from Puma concolor (puma), 936 nucleotides. NCBI's taxonomy places the organism in Eukaryota, Metazoa, Chordata, Mammalia, Carnivora, Felidae. The record is from RefSeq and is a predicted model, not a curated record.